UCCCUUUCAAGCCCAAGGAAAGGAAAGGAAAGGAAAGGAAAAUCAUCCUACCUUUCGUUCUUGCUCCCCGACCCUAGCCAUGGAAACUGAGAUAGAGCGCUUGUGGGUUUUUGCUCUCGCUGCAAAAUGCAGAGCCUUCUCGUCUGAUAAUCUCGUCUCGUCUGUGAUCCUACUUGUUUUUGCUUGGCUAUCACUGACCUUCAUCUACUGGGCUUACCCAGGAGGCUCAGCCUGGGGAAAGUACUGGUUCUGGUUGAAGAAAGGACCCAGCGCCAAGCCAAUACCAGGGCCGAGAGGCCUCCCUGUGGUGGGAAGCAUUAAUCUUAUGGCAAGCCUCGCGCACCGCCAGUUAGCAGCCGCUGCGCAGCAGUGCUUAGCCAAUCGUCUCAUGGCUUUUAGUCUGGGUGAGACUCGCGUCAUCAUCACAUGUAACCCCGACGUUGCUAAAGAAAUCUUGAACAGCUCGGUCUUUGCGGAUCGUCCGGUCAAGGAGUCGGCUUACAGUCUCAUGUUCAAUCGAGCAAUUGGUUUUGCUCCUUAUGGUGUUUACUGGAGAACACUUCGAAGAAUCGCUGCAACCCAUCUUUUCUGCCCUAAACAAAUUAACGGCUCCGAGGACCAGAGGUUCCGAAUCGCGGCUCAGAUGGUGUCAAUGGUUGGCCAUCGUAAAGGAGAAUUCAGUGUUCGUGACACGCUGAAACGUGCUUCACUGAACAACAUGAUGAGUUCUGUAUUUGGACGCCAAUACGAGCUGAGUUCCUCCUGUGAGGAAACCGACGAACUAAGCAGACUGGUCGAAGAGGGGUACGAUCUUUUAGGGAAGCUCAAUUGGUCCGACCACCUCCCAUGGCUGGCCGGAUUAGACUACCAAAAUAUCCGAUCCAGAUGCUCCAAGCUUGUUCCCAAGGUGAACCGCUUCGUGAACCGCAUCAUCGCCGAACAUAGAACUAAGACCGGCAAGAAUAACCAGGACUUCGUGGACGUUUUGCUCUCCCUUCAAGGUUCCGAUAAAUUAUCAGACCCCGAUAUGGUCGCCGUUCUUUGGGAGAUGAUCUUCAGAGGAACAGACACGGUAGCGAUUUUGAUAGAGUGGAUACUGGCAAGGAUGGUGCUCCAUCCUGACAUUCAGUCGAAAGUCCAGCAAGAGCUGGACGAAGUCGUCGGAAAAUCACGACCGGUGCUGGAACCAGACAUUCAAGCGAUGGUGUAUUUGCCGGCGGUGGUGAAGGAAGUACUCAGGCUACACCCACCUGGCCCACUUCUGUCAUGGGCCCGGCUUGCAAUCACAGAUACGACAGUUGAUGGUAAACAGGUGCCCGCUGGAACAACAGCCAUGGUGAACAUGUGGGCUAUAACGCGGGACCCACAGGUUUGGUCGGACCCACUGAAAUUCAUGCCGGAAAGGUUCGUGUCAAGGAAGGAGGACGAAGUGGAGUUUUCGGUAAUGGGAUCGGAUCUUAGGUUAGCUCCAUUCGGGUCGGGCAGGAGAACAUGCCCCGGAAAAGCUUUAGGGCUAACGACAGUGACCUUUUGGGUAGCAACCUUGUUGCACGAGUUUGAGUGGAUAGGCUCGGUUCAAAAUCCGGUUGACCUGUCUGAGAUCUUGAGGCUGUCUUGUGAGAUGGCAAAUCCUCUCACCGUCAGAGUGAAUCGUAGGCGUGCCUAGCCUAUAUGCCCAUCAAUCCCAAAUCCCAAAUCCCACAAUUCCCAAUUUCCCUGUAAUGCAUGCAAAAUGUAAAGAAUUGUGCAGUGCAGAUGUUCCCCGUCUUACUUUUGAGACCUAAAAAGCCUCUCUAGAGUCUAAGCCUCUCUUACGUCUUCUUCUUUCUUAGCUUGUUGGUUCAGUAGUAAUAAUUUUUAGCCGCUGUAAAAUAUGGAGCGAAAGUAGAAGCAGCUAUAAUCUACAAAACUACAAAAUAAUCCACCAUAGUCUAUAUGGAUCUGAUAGGUUUGAAAUGUUUAUAGCUUUGAGGCAAUAAUGUGUGUGUAUGUGAUCGACACUUACUCUCUUCUAGCUUACUAUACUUUUAUAUACAUGCAGUUUGAAGAAAA
Molecule: messenger RNA, 2052 nt
Organism: Nelumbo nucifera (sacred lotus)
Lineage: Eukaryota; Viridiplantae; Streptophyta; Magnoliopsida; Proteales; Nelumbonaceae
Product: cytochrome P450 78A9
Molecular function (GO): iron ion binding; monooxygenase activity; heme binding
Source: RefSeq, a predicted model, not a curated record